This is a messenger RNA of Harpegnathos saltator (Jerdon's jumping ant), 3196 nucleotides long. RefSeq names its product Coiled-coil domain containing protein 39. The transcript is spliced from 11 exons. Gene Ontology annotation, biological process: cilium-dependent cell motility; inner dynein arm assembly; epithelial cilium movement involved in determination of left/right asymmetry. Lineage: Eukaryota; Metazoa; Arthropoda; Insecta; Hymenoptera; Formicidae. The record is from RefSeq and is a predicted model, not a curated record. Gene Ontology annotation, cellular component: axoneme. The coding region runs from base 97 to 2991 and encodes 964 amino acids.
CGAAAUACAAACUCUGCUCCGUUUCGUGUAUCCUGCCGGUCAAGGCAUUGUUACGAAUUGUUACAAUUAAUUUUAGAACACAGAGACAAUAUCGCGAUGACGACCGCCGACAUAGACGUGAUUUUAAAUCAACUGGGUUGGCAGGAUGGCUUUCGAAUUCCUGUAGCUAAUGAGGAGAACAAACGUUUGGAAGAAGAAGUUAUUAGAAAGACAGAAUGCAGAAUGUCCUUGAACACAAAACUAGAGAGCCUAGAGGAGCGAUUGAAGAUGAUCAAAAAACAUGCUGCUGAUAUCGUAUUGCGUUACGAGUUCAAUCAGAAGCUGCUCGCUGAACACUCAAUUCAGCUGGAGGCAGAGGAUCAUCUUUAUCAUUUGAGCGUCAAUAUGGAGUCAUCAUUGCGCCAAGAAACUCAUGAAUUUGAAAAAGAAAGGACACAAGUAAAUUACAGGAUAUCAAGUGUGGAAAAGAAUCUGCUGAGGAUGGGAGAAAAGCUUGUUGAAACUAAGCAGAUGGUUCACUUUGAUGAGGACAGUCUACGCAAGUGGGAAGAAACACUUGCGCGCAAAGAAGAAGAUAAUCAACUGAUAGAAAGUUACAUGAAGCAAGACACACAAAAGUAUAAGGAAUUGGAGCAGCAACGUCAGAAACUUAGUACAGAACUCGAAACUUAUCGUCAAGUCAUCAUCAAAGCUGUCGACGAGGCGCAAGAGUUGGAAAUUGUCCUAGAUCGCACGGCAAAAUUAUAUAUGGAGGCGUUAAAAGAGCGCAGGCAGAUGAUAAAUCAAUGGACGCAAAGCGUUAACGUUUUGCGGCAAAAAGACAACGACAUACAAAACUGUCUGAAAGAAGUCGAAGCGUUGCAAGAAAUCGAUAAAGAGAAGAAAAGGAAUCUCAGAGAAGUAGAACAGUUUUUGAAAGAUCAAAUUGUAAAUAACAGACAACUGGAGGAGUCGAUUAAGCAAUCGGAGAAAGAACUUGCUGCAAUCCGAGACAAACAACGUAAAGUCACGGAGAUAAUCGGAAGUUAUAACAUCGAGGUCUAUCAUCAGAAAAAGUUAGUAGCAGAUCUAGCACGCCGUGUGCAACAAGUUCGGACCAACGUCAAACGCAAGAAAAUCGAAAUCAACGAUAAACACACAAAAAUGGACAAUUACAAGAAGCGGAUGGAAGAUCUAACGUCGACAUUACAAGAAAUCGAGGACCAAAAGUUGAACGUCGAAGAAAGAACGAAACGAUUGGAAAAGAUGAUUGAGCAUAACGAGAAACGGAAAGCCACGAUCAUCAAAGAAUCAAAACAUUUGCAGUUCAUGAUUUUAUGCGCUACGAAUAAAAUUGCAGAACUGGAGCAUGAAAGGAAAACUCUGCAAAUGCAAACACAAUGUGAACACAAGAAGAUUGAUCUGCUUGCUGUGUUAUUAGCGAAAGAGAAAAAGCUACUGGAUGACAAAAAGGAAAUCCUCUAUCAGGCGGAUUUUAAUCUAGAGAAAUGCGAGAUGAAGCUCGAGCGAAUCAGAGGCUUCGAACACGACAAGAGCGAAUCCGAGAAGAAGCAGCAAAGGAUCGAAGAGCUGCAAGCUGUAUUGAGCGAGAAAACAGCCACAUCUAAACUGCUGCAAAGCCAAAUCACGACUUUGGAGCACGACAUGAGGAUGAUAUCUAACUGCUUGACGAACGAAAAUGAUGAAAUCGAGCGACUGAGAAGCAAAAAGCAAGACCUGUUGCUGUUAUUAGACGGAGGCGAGAAGCGAUUGAAGGUCGCGCAAUCCCGGAAUGAGGAAAGACAAGUGGAGGAAAACAUAAUGCGCCUUAGGGUAUCGCAGCUCGAACGAAUGACAUCGAACGUGAGCGACAAAGUGUAUAAUUUGGAGAAGUAUCGUCUUCAUCUCGAAGCGGCACUCAAGGAGCGCGCAGCGGAGAUCACGGCGCAGAAAGAGGCGCUCAUCGUACAGAAGAGGAUUGCCAACAAUGAGUGCUCAGAGCUGCGUGUCGCCGUCGCCGAGAGGAAAAGCAGAAUACGGCAGUUGCAGGCGCGAUAUGACACCAGUGUCGCGGCGUCUGGUGCCACUCCGGCCGGAGUACCGAUGAGCACCGCGUAUCUCAAGAUACAGAGCGCUCAGGAGCGAUACCUAUUGCGGGAGCAAGGCGACAAAUUGGACGAGGCCAUUAGACGAACCGAACAGGAAAUACGCAGCAUGGAGAACACAUUGCGUGUGGUGAACAUAUGCAAUGACAAGUACAAGGAUAGUCUAAGCGCGGUUGAUCAGGACGGACCAGAACAAACGGAACAGAGGAGACUCGACGAGCAGCUACGCGAGGUGCAACAGAAGCAAGACCAGAGGCAGUCGCAACUGCAACGAUUGUUUGAUGAAUUGCAGAAGACGCAGAAUGAUUAUUCUCAACUACUCAACGACAUCGAAAAAGCAAAGGAAGAAAGGGAAGAUAAACAACGAUUCUUGUCGAGUGUCGAAAAACAGGUAGCGGAACAAGGAGAGAAAAUAUCUAGGGCUGACAAGUGCCUUCGUAAGGUGCAAAAGGAUAUACAAAAUCUAUAUCUUUACAAAAAAGACGACAUUGUGCUUUUACAACAGAGAGAAGUGAAAUUACGAGAACUUCAGGAACAGAACGCGUUGGUUCUUCAAGAUAUCGCGGAAUUCACGAUUCGUCACGUAGAAGCUGAAGCAUAUGUCAAGAAAUUACUGAUGGCUAAGAACAUUGAGUUGCCAUCCUUCUCUCCGUCGAUUAGAUCGCCCAUUAGUUCAUGUGGCAGUUCCGCAGGUUCUACUGAACAGGCCCUGAAGUGCACUAGUCAUAUGAGUGUUUUCACGUCAUCAAGGGAAAGCAUUGGCAGUAUAAUCAAGAUAGAACCGCGAUUUGAAAGAUCGCAAUCGAAAGAUCCAACAAACAAUACGUCAAAGAAAAGUGUAAAAUGCAUUUGUACGAAAGCUACUGCAUCAAAGCCAUCCAUCGUGAAAAUCACACGGAAAUCGUGAUAAUAAUCUUUAUAUUAUUAUAAUUAGAAUUAAGGAGUGAAUAUAUGUGAAUUAAUAUACAUAUUCUUAAAAGGCAUGACUUUUCUCAUAUAUUUUAUUUACUACUUAUAAUAAAAGAGAAAAUCGACAUGAUAUGCAUGAUAAUUUCUCAUAUCAGGAAGAGUAAAAUAUGUAUGUAGCAGAAAUAAAGGCGCAUUCACACGAA